This is a messenger RNA of Rhincodon typus (whale shark), 789 nucleotides long. RefSeq names its product adhesion G-protein coupled receptor G2. The transcript has 4 exons. Gene Ontology annotation, biological process: adenylate cyclase-activating G protein-coupled receptor signaling pathway; cell surface receptor signaling pathway. Lineage: Eukaryota; Metazoa; Chordata; Chondrichthyes; Orectolobiformes; Rhincodontidae. The record is from RefSeq and is a predicted model, not a curated record. Bases 159 to 698 code for a protein of 179 amino acids. Gene Ontology annotation, molecular function: G protein-coupled receptor activity. Gene Ontology annotation, cellular component: membrane.
AACCUUCCAUCCAGAUCCACGUGAAUCUCUCUGCUGCCUUGUUUCUUCUCAAUGUGAACUUCUUAACCAGCACAGCGUUCAGUUUCAGCAGCACUGAUGAGUUCUGUAAAGCCAUUGCUGCCCUGCUGCAUUACUCACUGCUUUGUAGCUUUACAUGGAUGGGAAUUGAAGCAUUUCACCUGUACCUUAUGCUGAUCAAGGUGUUCAACACUUACAUUCGUUUUUACAUGCUGAAACUCUGCCUUCUCGGUUGGGGCCUCCCAGCUGGCAUGCUUUUAAUCAUCAUUGGAAUGAACAUGGAUAAUUAUGGCCGAUAUUCAAUUCCUGUCAUUGGCAAUUAUAACCCUUCUCACAUGUGUUGGAUAAAAAACAAGACAGUGCAUUACGUUACAAAUGUUGCAUAUUUUGCACUUGUGUUCCUGGGUAACUCUAUCAUGCUGCUAAUUGUGUGUGUGAAGGUGUUCAGAUUGAAAGGGAGAGAUAGAAAGAGUGUAUUCACUGUACUCGGGUUGACGUGUCUACUGGGCAUUACCUAUGGCAUAGCUUUCUUCUCACAUGGACCUCAGAGUGAACCUGCAAUGUACCUGUUCUGCAUCCUGAACCCUCUCCAAGGGUUUUUCAUAUUCCUGUGGUACUGCAUGUUAAUACGAUCACCCAAUCACACAGUCAGCAAGACAAGUAACAAUACAACCAUCUAAUGAAGACAACUGAAAUGUGCACCCAUCUAUUUCUGAAUCACAAUGUUAAACUUUCAUCUUUAAUUUCCCAGCACAGAGCAGCACACCAGGG